AUGUCUUACUGCAAGGAAUACGGCAAGGAUAAGGUGUGCUUUGUCACCAAGGAGGAUCAUUCGACGCCCAGCACCAUCGAACUACCCCCACCGGAGCAGCCAGAAGGAGUGAUCACCAAGGACGGUAACAUCAACUGGAGUUGUCCCUGCCUAGGAGGCAUGGCUACCGGUCCCUGUGGUGUAGACUUCCGCGAAGCCUUCUCCUGUUUCCAGUACAGCAAGGCCGAUCCUAAGGGCUCUGAUUGCUAUGAUGCAUUCACCAAGAUGCGUGACUGCUUCCAGAGGUAUCCCACCGUCUACAACAAGUCUGGUGGCGAUGAUGACGACGAGGAUGGAUUGGGAGGUGCACUGGGUGACGGGGAUGGUGACAAGAGCGCAGACCCACUGGCCGAUGCUCCAGAGCCAGAGCCCACAGAAGUAUUGGCUGGACCCAAUAGUACCUCAGUGGUUGCGAAGCAAUAGGUGGGAAUCAUUUCGCGUUAGAGUUACUUAAACGAUAAGGGCUAGGUGUGACUUCGUACAAAAUAAAUAAACCUUGUCAUAGUUAUCAUACUU
Molecule: messenger RNA, 555 nt
Organism: Drosophila bipectinata
Lineage: Eukaryota; Metazoa; Arthropoda; Insecta; Diptera; Drosophilidae
Product: mitochondrial intermembrane space import and assembly protein 40-B
Biological process (GO): protein import into mitochondrial intermembrane space
Cellular component (GO): mitochondrial intermembrane space
Molecular function (GO): protein-disulfide reductase activity
Source: RefSeq, a predicted model, not a curated record